This is a messenger RNA of Haliotis rufescens (red abalone), 2586 nucleotides long. Its product is annotated as multiple epidermal growth factor-like domains protein 10. Lineage: Eukaryota; Metazoa; Mollusca; Gastropoda; Lepetellida; Haliotidae. The transcript has 11 exons. The record is from RefSeq and is a predicted model, not a curated record. Gene Ontology annotation, cellular component: nucleus; cytoplasm. Gene Ontology annotation, molecular function: protein binding. Bases 467 to 2455 code for a protein of 662 amino acids.
GAAUAAGUUUGGGUGAGUGACUGAAUUUAUUUUGAGUGACCGGGUUGCGGUGAUUGAGGAAGUGCGUAAGUGUUUCAGCUCAGAAUUUCAGUACAGUUUUGCAGAAAAGUAUUUCGGGUAUAUCACAGCAAAGCGGCUUGAAUGGUGAAGAAUCCACUGGUUGCUGUAAAAGGACAUUCGGUGCACAGCACAUGAGACAAGUAGGUCAUACACCAUGAGUCGGUUUCCCCUCAACUAGCUGGAGCACUUGUCAGGCUGUGUGUAUAGGUAGGGGGACUGUUAUGAGUUCACAGUGCUUGGUUACCCAAUGUUUACGUCAGUGUUAUCUACUGGGUCGAGAUGUGCCUUGCUACAGUGUAUUGCGCAGAACGUUGGAGGGGUGGAAAAACUACACUGGCGGUGCUCUUGAUCCUGACAUAUUGAUGAAGUAAAAGAAUUUAACAAAGUGGAUUGCCUACACGCUGUGAUGUUUGUAUCGUUGCUGAUCAUUGUAUUUUCUGCAGCACAGGGUGUCCCGGUGUGCGAGUGGGGCAAGUAUGGACACAACUGUGACCGACUAUGUUCAGAUCACUGUAGACUUCAUCCUGUCAGAAACCUUCGACACUGUCAGAAAUAUACUGGGAAGUGUUCAGAAGGGUGUGUUCGUGGUCGGCUUGGUGACCUCUGUGAUCAACUUUGUAGCCCGAACUGCAUCAAGACCACGUGCAAUCAACCCAACGGGGGAUGUACCAUCGGGUGUAUGGAAGGAUACAUUGGAUAUUUCUGUAACAUAACAACAGGUUCACAGACACAAAUAACAGUUUCUGCAGUACAGGGUGUCCCGGUGUGCGAGUGGGGCAAGUAUGGACACAACUGUGACCGACUAUGUUCAGAUCACUGUAGACUUCAUCCUGUCAGAAACCUUCGACACUGUCAGAAAUAUACUGGGAAGUGUUCAGAAGGGUGUGUUCGUGGUCGGCAUGGUGACCUCUGUGAUCAACUUUGUAGCCCGAACUGCAACAAGACCACGUGCAAUCAACCAAACGGGGGAUGUACCAUCGGGUGUAUGGAAGGAUACAGUGGAUAUUUCUGUAACAUAACAACAGUUUCUGCAGUACAGGGUGUCCCGGUGUGCGAGUGGGGCAAGUAUGGACACAACUGUGACCGACUAUGUUCAGAUCACUGUGGACUUUACCUUGGCAGAAACCUUCGACCCUGUGACAAAGCUACUGGAAAGUGUUUGCAAGGGUGUGUUCGUGGUCAGCAUGGUGACCACUGUGAUCAACUUUGUUGUCAGAACUGCAUCAGCACCACGUGCAACCAAGGCAACGGGGGAUGUACCCUCGGAUGUAUAGAUGGAUACAUUGGAUAUUUCUGUAACACAACAACAGGUGCACAGAUACAGACAACAGUGACCACUACCUACAGACCAUGUGACUGGGGCAGAUUUGGGGAAACAUGCGAUCAAGCCUGUCCUCGAGGCUGUGCCCUGGGUUCCGACAGAAACACCAACUACUGUCAGACUGACACUGGAACGUGCACUCGGGGAUGUCGGCGUGGUUGGCAUGGCGAGCGAUGUGAGAAGCUUUGUGGCCGGAACUGCAUUGCGGAUACCUGUCAUCAAGGAAGUGGACAUUGUACCCAUGGCUGUAGAGGGAGAUAUACAGGAGAGUUCUGUGAAGCAGAAACAGGUGAGGGUCACAUUGCACAGAGUAUGCAGUUGAUGUUAUCUGUUGCGGUCUCUAUCUUUUUGACAAUGUGUUGCUGGAAGAGUCCACGAUGUAGAAGAACGUUUGACAAAGGGUUCACGUGGCUGAUAAGAAGGAAUCCAAGGUCGUCCUGGAGUUACCUGAGUGAGAGGAUUCGACUGCUCUCCACUGCUUCACACGCGACUCCAUCACAAGCAGACCUCGACCUCUACUACGCCAGCACAGACGGGGACCUGGAGGGAGUGAGGCGGCUCCUGUCUGCGGGUGAUGUCAACAUCAACUGUAGAGUGUGGGGCAUGACACCGGUGAUGGAGGCAGCACGUUGGGGGCACAUACAGGUUGUGAAGCUCCUGGAGUGUAAAGGCGCUGAUGUGUUACUGGUGGACGAUGGCGGUAACAACACCCUUCACUGGGCCUGUGUGAGUGGAAACUUGGUGACGGUGAAGUUUGUCCUGUCUCUAAACGUGUUGGACAUCAACAGUAGAGGAGUGGGGAGCAGGACACCGGUGAUAUGGGCAGCAGUGAUGGGACACAGUGAAGUGGUGAAGCUCCUUAUGAAUGAAGGAGCUGAUGUGUCACUGGUGGACGAUGUCGGUGAAAGCAUCCUUCACUGGGCCUGUGUGAGAAGAGACGUGAGGAUUGUUCAGUCUCUGAACGUGAAGGACAUCGAUGUCAAGAAUAACAACGGGCGGACAGCGGUUGACAUGGUGAUAUCCAUGGGACAUCAGAGACUGGUGGAUAUCCUGGUAUCCCUCGGCGCUCAGUGACGUCAGUGUCGUGUCUGUGUAGACGUUGGAGGGGGACAUGUGGUGUGCCGUUCAUGUCGUCGUGUUAUAUAUUUCCGGUUUAGGUGAGAAUGUUUAUUGUGUUUUGGGAGAAAUAAAACUUGUUAAAAAUC